GCUCAUUUUGACAAGUGAAUGGGGAUAUUAUUGUUUGAUAAAUGUUAACCAUGGUGGCUUAGGCUGUCACAGCUCCUCUGUUUUUUUUUUUGAAUGGGAUAGAAACCAUGUGAGGCAUUCUUGUAUUUCAAUGGAGAGGCCAAAACUGAAACAGGACAAAGAAAAAGCUGCUAAAACCGUUCGGUUCAGAGUAGCAUCUGCCAACAGUGGCCGGGUCCUGACAGAGGUGUUCAAGGAUGAAACAACCUGGAGCGGCUCAGUGUCGGACUCAGUGGACUCUGACUGCACCAGCAGUCCAGAGACAGAACGGGUGAGCUCAACGCCUGCCAGUGAGGCCAACAGUCACCUGAACGGUCUGAUGGUGGGGUCUGCUCUGGAGGAGAACAGCGGCGAACCUGAUGACCUGCUUCUGUACGCCAGUGCCAAGAGAGAGAUGCUCUUCAGCAACAAGAGGAUCAAUAUCUGCAGCAAGAAUGGGACCAUACGAGGAGUGAGAAACAAAGUGAGCGCAGGCCAAGUUCUCUUCAACAACCUCUCCAACAUGUACUCAGUAAGUAGAUCUGGCGUCUAUGUGAACUCAUUACCUUUAUUCACCAGAUUUUCUAUUCACUAAGGAGCACAGGGGGUGUUUUUGUUAAAUUUUAUCUUUUGGAAAUGUCUUUUUUCAAGUUAAAGUAUAUUUUUCCAGCACCAACAAUUAAAAAUGAAGAGGCAGCGUACAAGUUACUAAAGAGAAAUACAUCAAAGGACUCAAAAAUUUAGGAAAAAUUAAGUAUUAACACAUUUGAGCUGAUUAAUCUUGAGCCAAUCAAAUAAGAGCCACACUGAACCUAGAUAGAUAACAUAUGCACCAGAGGCAAUAUUGUACAACUAAGUUAAGUACACUUUUAUGUAUUAGUCUUUUAAAAACACAAGUUUGCCAUUUAUAUCCAAAUCUGGCCUAUGUGAGCAGAAAGUUCUUGACACUUUAACCUGAAAAUCUGGAUAAUUUCUUCCUGUGUCACAUUUAAGGUCAUUUGACAAUCAUCCAAAAUGGAUAUCAGAUAUGAUGUAUCACAAAAAGUUAAACCACACAGUGCAUCGUACAACAGCUAUAGAAGUGGACAGCUCUUUCAAAUUCUUGCCAAAUAUCUUCUUCCAGAUGGUAUUAAUGUUUAUUCUCUUUGUAUUUCAGGGUUCCCUUCGUCAUCAGAAAAGGAGGCCGUGGGAAAAGGAGUGAGCAGUCUGCAGCAGUGUCACACUAUUUGGUUAAAUGGAAGAAACAGUCUGACUGAAGAUGAUCUCAAAGUUGACACAAAUCAGGACUCAUUUAGAUUCAGACAUUUAAAAAAAUGUGAAAAACACUCAUCAGUGGCUGUAUUUAUCGCAUAUCACCACUUCUGAAAAUAUACAAACCUGCUCCAGUAAUUCCUUUGACUGUUAAAGACUUGUAAUAGAUGUAUUUUAAAGUCACUGUGGCUUUACCCAAAGUUCAAUGUUUUUGAUAUUUGGAGGAGACUGUUCAUUAUAAAAAGCUGGAUUAUGUGAAUAUCAAUGUUUUUUUUAUAUUGAUUUUGUAUUAAUAUUCAUAAUGCAGACUAAGUGUGCUUCUAUUUAUCUGUAU
Molecule: messenger RNA, 1603 nt
Organism: Xyrichtys novacula (pearly razorfish)
Lineage: Eukaryota; Metazoa; Chordata; Actinopteri; Labriformes; Labridae
Source: the annotation of a GenBank genome assembly